AUGCCGAGCGACGAUGAUUUCGAGGUCGAGGUCCCAGAAUUGGCAGCAGAUGACCCCAUGCGAGCGUUUUUACCAACGGCUUUCGGAAAGAAGGAUAAAACUGCGAAUAUCGCGGCGCAAAUCGAAAAGAGCCGAAGGGUAGUGGCUGGAACUGCGUCAGCAUCACAUCAACAGAAGAAAAAGCGCAGCAAUUCCAGCUCGGAUGAUAGCGACAGCGACAGCGACAGCGAUUCUGACGAUGGCGACGAAUACCCCGUUUCCCACGAGAUGGUGAUACCAACGGCCACCCGAGCUGUUACAUCCUUAUCUCUCGACCCUUCUGGCGGCCGAUUGGCGACGGGCUCGAUUGACUGUACAGUGAAGCUCCACGAUUUCUCCUCCAUGACGCCCACAACCAUUCGUGCUUUUCGAACGACAGACCCAUUUGAAGUCAAAUCCGCAGACAAUGCAGAGUCGCACCCGAUUCAUCAUGUUGAAUUCAACCCGCAAGCCGGAAGCGUUCUGCUUUGCAUUUCUGCGCACCCACAAGCCAAAAUACUAUCUCGUGAUGGCGAUGUUCUGACGACAUUUGUCAAGGGAGACAUGUACCUCCGAGAUAUGCACAACACAAAGGGUCAUAUUUCGGAACUUACUUGCGGUACUUGGAGUCCCACGAACAGAGAUCAAUUUGUAACUGCGGGCACAGACAGCACUUUGCGCAUCUGGGAUCUCAACAACAAGCGGUCGCAGAAGGAAGUCGUGGUAUUCAAAUCCAAGGCAGCAGGCUCGGCUGGCCGGUCAAAGAUGACAGCCGUUGCGUGGGGAACACCAGCACAGGGAGGAAACAACAUCAUUAUUGGAGCUGCAUUGGAUGGAACGCUUGUCAUGUACAGCGGGAAUGGACCAUUUUCAAGGCCAGCUGGAGAAAUUCUACAGGCGCACAAGCCGCAAACAUGGACUGGAGGCAUUGACAUUUCUGGUGACGGGCGCAUGGUAGUCACACGAGGAGGAGAUGAUCUGAUCAAGUUAUGGGACACGAGAAAGUUUACCAAGCCUCUGGUAACGGUGUCUCACCCCUCCACGUCGAAUACUCACCCAACAAGCAAUAUUCGCUAUGCGCCCAACUGUACGAGCAUCAUCACAGGCUCUGCCACGGGUCACUUGCACAUUCUGAACCCAGGAAAUCUGCAACCGGAACAUACUACACCCAUCACACCCGGCUCACCCAUUAUUACUGUGGAUUGGCAUCCUAAGAUUAACCAGAUUGUUACAGGGUCUGCGAACGCUGAGACGCGUGUUCUUUACAACCCGGACAAGUCCAUUCGAGGCGCAGUUGAAGUUAUGUCACGCGCACCGAAGAAACGCCAUAUCGAUGACAACUCUUCAUUGACUACAGACCAGUCGAUGGGCAUUUCGGGCGAUUCCAUAGUAACACCGGGCGCGAUGCCAAAGAAGACGGGCGGCGGCUCGAAGGACCCACGGCGUCCACACGUACCGCAGCAGACACCUUUCCAGCGCAGCCAACCUGAUGAGAAGCACGUUGCGGAGAACAUCCCGCUUUCCCGAAUGCUGUACGAAGACCCUCGAGAAGCUCUGUUGAAGUAUGCCGAUAAGGCCAAGAGUGACCCGAUGUUCACUAAGGCUUGGAGCAAGACACAACCAGAGACGCAGUAUGCGGCCAUCAGUGAUGAUGAAGACGACGGCCCGGACAAGAAGAGGGCUAAGAGGUGA
Molecule: messenger RNA, 1710 nt
Organism: Cordyceps fumosorosea ARSEF 2679
Lineage: Eukaryota; Fungi; Ascomycota; Sordariomycetes; Hypocreales; Cordycipitaceae
Product: WD repeat protein
Exons: 1
Coding region: 1-1710 (569 amino acids)
Biological process (GO): regulation of DNA double-strand break processing
Cellular component (GO): site of double-strand break; nucleus
Molecular function (GO): protein binding
Source: RefSeq, a predicted model, not a curated record